Molecule: messenger RNA, 3971 nt
Organism: Pomacea canaliculata
Lineage: Eukaryota; Metazoa; Mollusca; Gastropoda; Architaenioglossa; Ampullariidae
Product: ADP-dependent glucokinase-like
Exons: 5
Coding region: 158-1591 (477 amino acids)
Biological process (GO): glucose metabolic process
Cellular component (GO): endoplasmic reticulum
Molecular function (GO): ADP-specific glucokinase activity
Source: RefSeq, a predicted model, not a curated record
AGAGGGGUGUGGGGAGGAAGUGACGUAGAGAGUCAGUUAACAGCUAGCAACACGGUAUGUGCAUUCGUGGCUAGCAUCAAACAUUCCCUUGUUUCGUUUUAGCCUCCAGAAGAAAGUCAUUUAUUUCAAAGUAACCGAUCCCAAGUGAAUUUUCAUCAUGAUCUCUGCACCUCUGAAAACUACUGGCUGUGUAUCGAUUUCUCUGCUGGUUCUUUUGGCUGCGCUUUUGUAUCGCAGACACUCGGAAGAGAUUUUAAAAGAACGCUUGAAUCAAGUGUUGAGUGGACUUCUGAGAGCUGAAAAGAAGGUUCCAGCAGCCCCCAAACGAGUGGCAUUGGGAUUUGGUGGAUGCGAAGAUGUUUUCGUUGAAGCAAUGGAUAUAUUUCAGAGACUUAAUUUAACACCUCCUGCCUCACCACGACACUAUGAUUCAGUUAAAAACGGUCAAGAGCUAGCGGAACUACUUGCAUUCUUUUUUCAGCACGGUGCGGCAGCAGAGCGUUAUGUGGCUAACAAAACAUUAUUUGAAGAGAUUGUUAAGAGUGCAGAGUCCUCACCAAAGCACAGGUGGCAUCUGGGAGGAAAUGCACCUGCUAUGGUACUGCGUCUUGCAAAAGAAGGGCUGGAUGUUAUGCUGAGUGCCAGACUCACACAAGAUAUUGUUGACAGAUUGCCCAAAGAAGUGAAAGUCGUGGGGCAAACUUUGCAAAAGACUGACAUCCAUGUAUUGAUGGAGUAUGAAAAAGAUACUGUCUGGGGUCAGUAUAUUGCUCCAAGAGCAAACAGGUUGAUAGUCCAUAGUGAUGAGGUAAAUCCAUACCUGCAAAGUCUUGAAGAAUUUUCUGAAAACCUUAACAGAUUCAAACCACACUUGGUUGUUGUUGGUGGACUGCAAAUGAUGGACAACUUUCCAUUUAAAAAAGGGGAACGAUGGGCAAGACUACAAAUACUACAGAGUACUUUAAAAGACCUUCCACUGUCAACAAAAGUACAUUUUGAGAUGGCCUCUUUCACUGAUGUUGACCUCUUGAAAGAAAUUCUGGAAACUGUUAUUUUUUAUUCGGAUUCUUUAGGAAUGAAUGAGCAGGAGUUGCCUAAUUUAGUCUCCUUAUUGGAAACUGGAAAUGUCACUGUUAUUGCUGACAGCAAUCCACGGGUUGCAACAGUCUUGGACCAAAUGCGUACUGUUUAUGCCUACCUCAGACAGACUGUUGAAACAGGGGGCAAACGGAAAUUAACUCGCCUUCACAUUCACACUCUUGCAUUCCAAGCUAUUUUGACUAGCAAGGCAUCAUCUUGGAAAAACACCAUGUCUGCUGCUGCCAAGGCAGCUCUGACAGCUCACCGCCAUGUCUGUGGCUCAGACUACAUCGAUUUAAUGAAGACCAAAAUUCUUAUGGAUGAAUCUUUUUCUUCCAGUAGAGACGAAAAAAGCAGGCGAAUUAACUUUAUUGAUGAACGACCAGUGAAUUGCUGGGAAGAAGAUGAUUACAUUAUCUGCGUGGCACCAGGCCUUGUGUGCACCCACGUCAAACAGACAGGUGGGGGAGGAGAUAACAUCUCAGCAGCUGGUUUAGUUCUGCAGCUGUGAACAGUUGGUAAUAUACUGGUACGCUUGCUGUUCCUGCGGACUUCAUUUUCUUCCUUGUUGCGCUGCAUCUUUAUUCUUGAUGGAGUACCGCUGUUCUGAAGGAGUUUAUAUGCAGCUCCUAUGUCAGGUUUUGCUUCAGUGAAAAUUUAUAUUGAAAUUAAGUUUAAAAAGAAAACAUGAAGAAAUAUGAACAUUUUAUUCAAGUGUUCAUUGAGUGCUAGGGCUUAUUUAUUGACACUUUAUUUUCCUCUUGCCUCAGUUCAAAAUCGUCGCUGGCUCGUCACAAGCAAACAACUUUCUGGACAAGGUCAAAAUAUUUUUUGAUCAACAUGGCACUAACGCCAUAGUCAUAAAAAAUGCAAUAUAUUUUGCAUAGAUAGAUUAAAAAUAAUUGUAUUCAAACAGUAUGAAGAUUAUAUUCAUCUGUGGAUAAAUGUAUUCAACCAAAACAGGGUGUUUCUUGCAUGGUGUGUUUUUUUAAGCUCCAGUGCCUGUUCAGAAAAUUUUAUUGGGUUUAUGAUUUAGUCUUUUUUUUAGAAUCUUAUAGGGGCCAUCUGUUUUGAUAAGUUGAGGUGUGAGAUUGAGCACAUACAAAAAUUUACCACCAUUUGUGUAUGAGCGUUUGACAUACCUGAAACCAUCACAUAAUUUCAGAAUUUCCGAUUAACAGGACCAGUUUUCUUAACACCUAUAAAAGAUUGUCUACAGAAACUGCUAAUACUUCCACAGGUCACCAUGUCUGCACCAGUAGCUGUUGGCUGUUAUUUGGCUUCCAUUAAAUUACAGUCCACAGGUGUAGUGCUACUUUGUCAUAUAUUAUCAUUCCAACAGAAGAAAGAAGCUGACAAGGUAGACACAGUUAUUGAUACUUAGAAAUUUCCUGUUAAUGGGUUGUACCCCACUGACUGUGUUGAUACUGUUUCUUCAUUUAACAUUGCAGACAAUAUUUUACCCUUGUUUAGCAUUGUAUACUCUUACAAACAAAACUUAUAAUGUAGAUUUAUCAUCUGAAUUGGUCUUUCACUAUCCCUUUCUAUAACUAGAUCUGGUGAAAUAAAACACAUUUGUCAAUUUGGUGUCCAUGGGAUAUGACCAUUGCAACAAAGCCACUCAGCAUAAAACAUAAUGAAUAAGGAUUAUAUCCCAAAUUUUUAUGACCAUUUAUCUUCACUGCAACUGCAAUUUUUAUAUGCUUAAACUUGUUUGAAUUUUGCUCAAUUUCAGGUGCAUUUACCGAAAAUGAUUACAUAUCUAAUGUUAUGUCUGAUGUUACAUUUGCCUGUUACAAUGAUUUACCAUAUGGUCUUUUUUUAGGAGGUGCAGGGGUCACUUGAAAAUUGGAAGUAUUAACACAGCACAGUGAUGUGUUAUUUAGAGGACUAAUAAACUUACUGUUUCUAUAAUUAGUGUAUGGUGGCAUUUUGUAAUGUUUUGCAGCUGUUGUUUUUCAAAAAGUUGAAAAUCCAAAAUACCAAGAACUCACUUUAAAAUUAUAUUUUAAAAGCACGUAAAAGAAAUUUUGUUCAGCCUUUUUUCAUUUUAUUUUAGCUGAAGAAAUAUCCUAAUAGUAUGUGUGGAUGUGCAGUCACAUGAAUAAGUAGCUAAUGUUAGGCAGGCAAGUAAGGAAAUGGAAGCAAGCAGCUAUGUACUAAAAACAAUUUUACUGCCUUUGUUUCACUAAUUUGACACAACAGUGGGCUUCUUAUUGGUUGCCACCACCACCACCACCCAACUGUGGUUCAUAUUUUCUUGUUUUGUUGUUCUGUUGGACAGUAUUGUUGAAGCAUUUAAUAUUUAACUGUAUAUGUAUUAAUGAUUAUCUAUCACACAUGGUAAUGAAGUUAAAUUUUGUUCAUAAAGGAGCAGACAAUGAUACACGUUAGGAUAAUUCUUGUUGUAGUUGCUAUUUGUGGAGAGGUUUCUAAAUUUGAAAAUGUAAUUGACCAGUAAAAGUUACUUUGGACAGUUGGUCUCGGUAGUCAUCAAAGGAUUUUUUUUUUUUUAAUUAUAAGCUUGGGAAGUGAAGUAUGUGACUGACUUUGCACAUUUAGUGCCUUACAGUUGCUUUAUAAGUAUUUCCCUAUUGAUAUAUAAGGUAAUUUGCAAUUUGUUUUUAAGAUUUUAUGUUUGCUGGUAACUUUCAAGGAUGAAAAUGACAUGAUUUCUUUAAUAGAUGUAAAUAGACAUUGUUACUUGUCACAGGAACAUUAUUAGUUUUACUAAAUGUAAGUACACUGAUUUGUUCUGAAAGAGUCAAGAUUUCAUCACUUGAAGGCUUUGCACAUGUACUGACUUCGAAAACAAAACAAAAAAAAACAGAUAUAUUGAAAACAUUGUUUAAUUUUAACCUAUUGUCCAGUAUUAAAGUUGCAUCACAUGA